Molecule: messenger RNA, 892 nt
Organism: Synchiropus splendidus (mandarinfish)
Lineage: Eukaryota; Metazoa; Chordata; Actinopteri; Syngnathiformes; Callionymidae
Product: profilin-2-like
Exons: 3
Coding region: 177-596 (139 amino acids)
Biological process (GO): regulation of actin filament polymerization; positive regulation of actin filament bundle assembly; actin cytoskeleton organization
Cellular component (GO): cytoplasm
Molecular function (GO): actin binding
Source: RefSeq, a predicted model, not a curated record
GCCCUCCUGGCUUUCUUUGCUGCCCCAGCCUUGACGUUGCAACACGUCGGAGUGCGGGUGAGAUUGGAGACUCUAAAUUGGUCUGCAGCGCGUCUUCCACUCGGGCUCUUUCUCUCCGCGUCGCCUUACGUCCGAACCUUAGGCUCGCUCCUUCCCACAAUAUCCGUUUGUUCAACAUGUCUUGGCAAAGCUACGUGGAAAACCUGAUGGCCGAUGGCAGCUGUCAGGAUAGCGCCAUUGUUGGGUACACGGACGCCAAAUACGUUUGGGCAGCACAUGCCGGCGGCACGUUCAACAACAUCACGUCUCAAGAAAUCGACGUCCUGGUCGGCAAAGACAGGGAGACCUUUUACACCAGCGGUCUCACCCUGGGCUCCAAGAAGUGUUCGGUUCUCAGAGAUAGCCUUCAGGACGACGGGGACUGGACGAUGGACAUCAGGACUAAGAGCCAAGGAGGAGAACCUACUUACAAUAUCUCUGUGGGGAAAGCCGGAAAAGUUUUGGUUUUUGUCAUGGGAAAGGAGGCGGUCCAUGGUGGAACUCUUAACAAGAAAGCAUUUACAAUGGCUGACUACCUGAGAAAGUCUGGAUACUGAGCAACCUCUCCACCCAUCCAUCAACCUAGCACUCCCACUCACCACAUUGUCGAUGCUACUUCCAGGAUUCCCGAAGUCAACUUUUAUAUACAGCGUUUUUCUUUCCCCCCCGACCCUGUUUAAUUUGGGUUUUUUUUUAUAUUAACCCCAGGCUAGAAUUGUGCUACUAAAGUAACAGCAUGAUCAUUCACAUGUUCCAUUGAUUAUGAACCAAAGGGCGUGCAAAGAAAUUUGGACUCUCCUGUGUAUAAAAUUGAGACACAAAAAAAUGUGAACAUUAAAAGGUGGUGCCAGCU